Ceraceosorus bombacis is the source of this 1415-nucleotide messenger RNA. NCBI's taxonomy places the organism in Eukaryota, Fungi, Basidiomycota, Exobasidiomycetes, Ceraceosorales, Ceraceosoraceae. The record is from the annotation of a GenBank genome assembly.
AUGGAAGACCACACCUUUGUAAGUGCGCUUGUGGAACUGGUGGGUGCCCCCCCCCUGUUGGCGACUUGUCGCGUCGAGUCGUCAUGAAAUACUGCGGAAGCUGAUAGAUCGACGCAUUACUCUGAUGUCAUUGCAACCUCGCAGCGUUCCAUCGCCACUCGGGCCAGGAGCAUCAGCAGAGCACCGAGCGUCGGAGCUUCGAGCACAGUGAGUGCACCCUUUCGCCUUGACCUUCCUUCAUCACCCGCAGUCGUCCCGCUAAACACCCUGGCUCUCAUCGUUGGUUUGCUAUGCCUUUCUUGCGAUGCGCCCAGCGCUCGACUUCCGAGAUCUUGGCCGGCCCGUCGUUUGUUUCUAGCCCCAUCAAGACUGAGCCCGGUAUCAAGCCUGAACCGGGAACGAGCACCUCAGCAUCUACCCCAUCGCCUUCCACUCCCGCCCGCUGCACAUUUGACGCUGCACGAGCCAGAUUGACCUCAAGCUUCCGAGCCUCUUCGAUUGGCCUCUCUUCAUCUUCUCUUUCCGCACAGCGCGGACAGUCCGUGCCCGCUUCUUUUCGUGGGCGAUUCAGCACUCCAAACCCGCGCAAGAGGCCUUCUACGCCUUCCACUCCCUCUCCAAAAAGAAGGCGAAGCAAAAGCAAAAGCGGAUCCGUUGCACCAAAGACGACUUCGGCUUUGAGAGCAAGCUCGCUCAACCCUUCCGUGCUUGCCUCUCUAGGCGAGCACCGGCUGCGUUCUCCGUCGCUGUUCAGCAUUGCCAGAACUCGUACGCCAAGCGUAUCUCCUCGGUCCGUCCGAGGCUCCAUGGCUCCACCCAGCACGCCUCACAGACGACAAGCAAGCAAUGGCAACCGCGACGCCGCCGUUGGACAGCAUUCUCCAUUGGCUCGUCUUCUGGGAGCAGACCGAUCGAUCGAUCUCGAAGCUCUCGAGGCUUCCCCCUCGCGCGCAGCAGCGCUUCGCCGAGCCUCUGCAGCGCCUAGCAGCAGCACCAAUUGCCCGACAGCGCCGCCAUCAGUAUUAGCAUCGGCUCAUCUGCCGACCCGCGCUUCUGCUUCGAUUGCGAACGCAGAUCGCAUCGACAUGCUGGAUGAAGGCUACGACUCUUCAUCCGACGGCCAUGAUUUCCAAAUCACAUCGUGUCGCACUGCUUCGCCCACCAUGCGAUCGGAAUCAGGCCUCACAUCCCUCUCAGCCUCACCUCCGCCCGAUUUUCGAACGCAGCGAUCUUCUCGACAAGAUUGCGUCGUUAGGAUCUCGAUGGAAGGUCCAGGAGGGGUAAGUCUGGACUGCCAGAUUCCAAUCUCUCAGGAACUGGCCGCCAGAUCGGCGGUGUUGCGCGCAGAAUUCGCAAGAAUUCCAAGACAGAUUCAAAAGCGCGUCGAUGAGCUGCACAAGCGAUACGCCUGGUGA